CAGCGCGCUAGGUGUCAGACGGCGAGCGGGGUAGCCGGCCCAGCGUUUCUCGCUCGCUUAGCCUUGGCUCCUGCCGUGGCGGCCGCCAACUGGCCGCUAUCCCCCUCGGGCUGCCGUGGCCCACACCCUGCGGCAUGAGCCGGUGACCGAGCGCGGGGCCGCGCGGGAGGCAGGCGUGGCCGAGGAGCGUGAGGAGGAGGCCGUCUGUGUCAUUAUGUGUGCGUCGGUCAAAUACAACAUCCGGGGUCCUGCCCUCAUCCCAAGAAUGAAGACCAAGCACCGAAUCUACUACAUCACCCUCUUCUCCAUCGUCCUCCUGGGCCUCAUUGCCACGGGCGUGUUUCAGUUCUGGCCCCACUCCAUCGAGUCCUCCAGUGACUGGAGCUUGGAGAAGCGCAGCAUCCGAGACGUGCCCGUGGUCAGGCUGCCGGCUGAUAGUCCCGUCCCGGAGCGGGGCGACCUCAGCUGCAGAAUGCACACGUGCUUUGAUGUCUACCGCUGCGGCUUCAACCCCAAGAACAAAAUCAAGGUGUACAUCUACCCUCUGAAGAAGUACGUGGACGAGUCUGGCGUCCCGGUCAGCAACACCAUCUCCCGGGAGUACAACGAACUGCUCACGGCCAUCUCGGACAGCGACUACUACACCGACGACAUCACCCGGGCCUGCCUCUUUGUCCCGUCCAUCGACGUGCUGAACCAGAACACGCUCCGCAUUAAGGAGACGGCGCAGGCCCUGGCCCAGCUCUCCAGGUGGGACCGAGGCACAAACCACCUGCUGUUUAACAUGCUGCCUGGAGGCCCCCCAGAUUACAACACGGCGCUGGAUGUCCCCAGAGACAGGGCUCUGUUGGCUGGCGGUGGCUUUUCCACGUGGACUUACCGGCAAGGCUACGACGUCAGCAUUCCUGUCUACAGUCCGCUGUCUGCUGAGGUGGACCUUCCAGAGAGAGGGCCAGGGCCCCGGCGAUACUUCCUGCUGUCGUCCCAGCUGGCUCUCCACCCCGAGUACCGAGAGGAACUGGGGGCCCUGCGGGCCGCGCACGGGGAGUCCGUGCUGGUGCUAGACAAGUGCUCCAACCUCUCCGAGGACGUCCUCUCCAUCCGCAAGCGCUGCCACCAGCACCAGGUGUUCGAGUACCCCCAGGUGCUGCAGGAGGCUACUUUCUGCGUGGUCCUUCGUGGAGCUCGGCUGGGCCAGGCGGUGUUGAGUGACAUCUUACGGGCCGGCUGUGUCCCUGUUGUCAUCGCAGACUCCUACAUUUUGCCUUUCUCCGAAGUUCUUGACUGGAAGAGAGCGUCCGUGGUUGUGCCAGAAGAGAAGAUGUCAGAUGUCUACAGCAUUUUGCAGAGCAUCCCCCAAAGACAGAUCGAAGAGAUGCAGAGACAGGCACGGUGGUUCUGGGAGGCGUACUUCCAGUCGAUCAAAGCCAUCGCCCUGGCCACCCUGCAGAUCAUCAAUGACCGGAUCUACCCGUACGCCGCCAUCUCCUAUGAAGAGUGGAAUGACCCUCCGGCCGUGAAGUGGGGCAGUGUGAGCAACCCACUCUUCCUGCCACUGAUCCCGCCACAGUCGCAGGGUUUCACUGCCAUCGUCCUCACCUACGACCGAGUGGAGAGCCUCUUCCGCGUCAUCACUGAAGUGUCCAAGGUGCCCAGUCUGUCCAAGCUCCUUGUCGUCUGGAAUAAUCAGAAUAAAAGCCCCCCGGAAGAGUCUCUGUGGCCCAAAAUCCGGGUUCCGUUAAAAGUUGUGAGGACGGCGGAGAACAAGCUGAGUAACCGUUUCUUCCCUUACGACGAGAUCGAGACGGAGGCCGUGCUGGCCAUUGACGACGACAUCAUCAUGCUGACCUCGGACGAGCUGCAGUUCGGCUACGAGGUCUGGCGGGAGUUCCCUGACCGGUUGGUGGGCUACCCCGGUCGCUUGCAUCUGUGGGACCAUGAGAUGAACAAGUGGAAGUAUGAGUCCGAGUGGACCAACGAGGUGUCCAUGGUGCUCACGGGAGCAGCUUUUUAUCACAAGUAUUUUAAUUACCUGUACACCUACAAGAUGCCUGGGGACAUCAAGAACUGGGUGGAUGCUCACAUGAACUGUGAAGACAUCGCUAUGAAUUUCCUGGUGGCAAAUGUCACAGGGAAAGCUGUCAUCAAGGUAACACCGAGAAAGAAAUUCAAGUGUCCUGAGUGCACAGCCAUCGAUGGGCUUUCACUAGACCAGACCCACAUGGUGGAGAGGCAGAGCUGCGCUUUGCUGGCCAGAAUCUACAGGCAUAAGAGCUGGAAACUGGAGGAGUCAGCACAUGAUUACAGGCAAAACAACUGUCAAAAGUAAGACCUUGGAGAAAUCUGACUUUGCCGCUGCCUUGACCCCAUUAUUUGAGCUGUUGUCCAAAGCUUGCUUCAUACCAUUUUGUUGAAACUCCUCAGUCUUUUUUCCCGAUCUGUCCUCGAUUUGGAACCUAUGACUACUACCUCCUGAGUCUGAAAAGACUGCCAGCAGGAGGGCAGCUCCGCUCCCUGCGAGCGAUGCUCAAGUGCAAUGAAAGGAGCAGAGGCUGCAUUGCCAGUGGCGCAGGCACGGUGCGAAGCCCCGCUCCGCCACUCUCCAUCCCUUGGUCCUGGGCCAGGGUCUUUACCCGCUCUGUCCUACUUUCUCAGCCCGCCUCAGGAAGCUACUGGACACCCAGCCUUUGGGUGCAUACAAGGAAACACUUUAAAGAAUCAAUAUGAUCAUGUAUGUAAAAUAUUGGGCAUGGAAUUGGUACUGAACAGUUGUUCAUUCCAGCCCCUCCCCCUUGGGCCCUAGAAUGGUGUUAAUAAAUAAAUUUGUAUCAUCUCAUAAUUAAGACUUUAGCCCUAGCAGCCGGAAUGCCUGGGUUUGGCCUUGCCUCGUACUCGUUACUUGACGUGUGGACAGGUUCCGCAGCCUCUCUGGGUGGCAGUCCUCCCCGUGUAGAAAGGGACUGGCGGUAGGACCUGCCCCACGGGGCUGUCGUGGGGGCGAAAUGGGUCUGAGACACGUAGACCACUCUUGACACAGUAUUAGUUGUUGAUUUGCGGUGUCGGCGGACAUGAUGGCAUGAGCUACAAGAGCUCAAAAUGAAAUCGUAACACACUUUUCUAGAAACAAUGAUCAAGAGACAAGAAGUAAUAAUGACUGGCUUCUUUAUUAGUUGGUUUCUUCCUAAAGCUCCAAGUACUCAAAUAAAUACUUGUUGAUUAAAAUAAUUUUGGAACAAAGCCCACAGUACCUCUGAGGGCAGAAGAGGCUCCUGGUCUGCGUCUUGAGGUUCAGCCCUUCCUUGGCAACUGGUUCUGCCUCUGAUCAGUUCAUUCCAUUGUAGCUCUUGGUACCACAGCCCUAACUGAGGAGAGCGUAUUGACCUUUUGGAAACUGUCCCUCAGCUCCCCUUGUCUUCAGAAGUGGUUUUUACAGGGUUGUUACUCCCCUCUGGUCUGCUACUGAAGCGUCCUCGUUACCCAAGAACAGUCACUUGGCCUGAUUGACCAGCACCAUUUCCCGCCAGGAUGCCUGACCCGCUCACCUCCUAGGAGGCUGCUCACCAGGCUUGGGUGGGGGUGGGGGUUAAGGAACUGACUCUCCCCCCACCUCCGGCCACGCUGAGCUGUUCCGUCACCAACGUGGCUGCUGACUGCUGGUUCUGAUGUGGAAGUGGCUCAUAUCAUGGAAGCUGUUCUGCGGGGACUUCAGCUUUCACAGCAGAGCUUGUGGACGUUGACUGACAGUUUGCAGAUUGCCACUCACAGGCCUCCAGCAAAUGUGGGGUGAAUGGACGAAGUGUUUAUUGUUUGAAGUUGAGUUUCACCAGCCCCGUAAGGUUCUUUCGCCUUCCAUGGCUCCGUGGGUAAGAGCCGCCUCCUGCCUGUUCAACUGCGGUAAAGCUAAGGCUCCAUCCGAGCGGCUCUUUCUUUCGCCUGCUCUUGAGCUGGCAGAGAUGGGGUUAAGAAUGUUGGCAGCUAAUCCACCUUGGUUUGAGGCCUGCUGGUGCUGAUCUGGAAGAAUGACUGGAAUUUGAGGGGGAGGGGAAGAGGUAUCUGACCUCUGCGGGCCCUCCAGAAGGCAUUCGCUGUUCACUUUCUCCCCUGAACUGACAAAGAGUACCACCGCCCGCCACCCAUCACUUCUUGUGUCCAUACCCUUCCAACCUUUUUAAGAACCUGGGAGCAGGCUGGGGCUACUUGGAUUUCUUCUGUUGAUGUUGAACAUUAUGUAUUUUGCUCUCACCUAUCAGCCUCUUGAACAUCUUUCUCUCCCCGCCCCCAACUCCCCUCCCUGUUACCUGCUCUGUGGCCCUCCUCCUUCUCCAAC
This is a messenger RNA of Artibeus jamaicensis (Jamaican fruit-eating bat), 4327 nucleotides long. RefSeq names its product exostosin glycosyltransferase 2 (gene EXT2). Gene Ontology annotation, cellular component: membrane. Gene Ontology annotation, molecular function: glycosyltransferase activity. The record is from RefSeq and is a predicted model, not a curated record. Bases 215 to 2329 code for a protein of 704 amino acids. NCBI's taxonomy places the organism in Eukaryota, Metazoa, Chordata, Mammalia, Chiroptera, Phyllostomidae. The transcript is spliced from 14 exons.